UGAAGACACGACGAUGUGAGGUCCACAAGGCCGACGUUUGAAUCAUAGUUACCUCUUGUAUCUGUCUGGCCAGGAGCAAAGCCCACGAUGACAGACGCGUCACAGACCGCGUCAGCAUUGCUGACCGAACAUCUCCAAUACACACCCUUGUCGCUCAUCGACGACAUCAUCAAUUCCGUGAAUGAUCUGGUAUACCAAGGGGUGGGCAGCUUGGAAACGGGGUUGACCUCGACACCGCCCGAACGACUUGGCUACAAAGCCACAAUUACCACAAACGAGCAAGGCAGAGAAGAGAAGGAAUUCCCAGAGGCAAAACAAGAGAUUGAGGAAGGCCUACACAAGUUGGAGACACUGUUGAAUUCCACUAUCGACAAGAACUUUGACAAGUUUGAAAUCUACGUCCUGAGGAACAUUCUGUCCGUCCCGGCUGAUCUCGUCAAUUGGGUGCGCCUCGCUCAUUACGAGAACGUCUCCUACCCCCCAGCGCAGGAUGCCGCAAAGCCCGAGGAUAUCCAGCAGCUUCGGCGCAAGUUGGCAGCAUCACGCACAGUGUCCAGGGCCCUCUCAGAAGAGCAUCAGCGAAAUGCUAUUCUCAUUCGCCAGUUGAAGGGUCUCGCAGAAGGAACUGACCACACAAACUUGUCUUUUCUUACCAACACUUCGACGCAAGCAUCCCAGUCACUUGCCAGCAAUACAAGCUUUGUGCUCUCACAGAUGCCCGCCCUACGGUCCCUACUGGCAGACUUGCGGCCCAAGUUGGCAGCCCUGCACGCGAGCAGAGCAAAGAUUGAGCCAAGUUCGGCCAAGGACGAAAUUCGACAAGAUCGGCGAGGUUAUAUUGAACAGCGUACACGUGCCCACCUGGAGCGACACGGACAAGGUAUGGGAAGCGAUGACCCGGUAGUGGGCGGGAGAAGGGUCGACCCUGAAGAGGUGCAGGCCUUGGAAAAGGCGGCAAGCAUUUUCGAUCCGACGUGAGAACUCCAUGGGGACCGCAACCGAUCCUCCCUGUACAGACUCACUAUGGGAUGCUUGGGUGGACGUUAAACGACUUAACGCACGUGUCCAUGGGGCAAGGCUCGAGCAAGUGGGUCACUCUCCUGCAGAAAACAUGAGGAAUUUGCCGACGAGCCCAAUUGAGGGUGGUAUCCUGCUGAUUCCGGAAGUGUUUUGUUGAAUUGAAGGCCCAGCAGACGACUAUGUUCUGCAUAUGACUGGAGUCAUGUGCUGCCUAGGUGAGACCAUGUGGGGACUAUCGCCCUCGUUGGCGAGGAUCCCUAGGUAUGCAAAGAGGCCGCAAUCAUAAGCGUGUCUGUAAAGACAACUUGGUGGCUUGCUAGUGCGAGGUCUUUGAAGGAGGUGGAGUGAAAGUGGAAAGAAGUCCCCAGACGUGCGCUGGUCAUCCCAACAAAGGAAAAGCGAUCGGGGCUGGAUUGCAGUCCAGAAGUGCUUUGUUGCAGCGGCUUCCUGCAACCAUAAGUUUGGCCUCUGGACCUAAUGCAACAAGACUGUCUGACAGGGUCAGUCGACAAGAAUCAAACCGGUCUUUAUGGCCCUGGUAAGGGUCUCUGGUGCCCGUGACGGCUCCGGUGGAGGCUCCACGGGCAUGACAUUUGGAUCCGGCUACUGUCGUCAGACAAGACUCUUAGUUUCGUCAGCAUGGGUGUUGGUGGCCAAGUGGGGGUCGAACAUCUACGGAUAUGUUCAUACCGCAGUCAAGGUAGAAGAAGUUCCAUGUAGCUUGGAGGGAUGCUGCAUGAUUGAUCGAGUGUUGUCAAACCGUUCUCUCGCUCUACAGGCACGACAGGAUGUCGAUUCCCAGGUACCUAGAGACAUGUUUCCACUCGAUCUCAAUGCCCAUCGACCAAGACAUCGAUCGCCGCAUCCCUGAUGAGUGCGACUGAAAGGGCUCCAGGUUAUCUGGCACACCAUUCUGAGUCUGGCUUAGCCUUGCAGAAUGGGAGGUGCCAGCACAGCAAUGACUGCGUCAAGCGAGGUUGGCCUGCACUCGAGUAUCGCAACCAAAGCCACUUUUAACCAUCCAUAAUCUGGUGGGAGGCGUGUUCUUGUCCAAAG
This is a messenger RNA of Exophiala mesophila, 2076 nucleotides long. RefSeq lists its product as uncharacterized. NCBI's taxonomy places the organism in Eukaryota, Fungi, Ascomycota, Eurotiomycetes, Chaetothyriales, Herpotrichiellaceae. The coding region runs from base 88 to 978 and encodes 296 amino acids. Gene Ontology annotation, cellular component: nucleus; chromosome, centromeric region. Gene Ontology annotation, biological process: mitotic cell cycle; protein localization to kinetochore; kinetochore assembly. The transcript has 3 exons. The record is from RefSeq and is a predicted model, not a curated record.